AGCGCGCGCCCGCGGCGACGCGGCCUUGCCCCAGGAGCGAUCGCCAGCCGACGACGGCGACGCCUGGCAGACGCGGGCCCCCCGCUGCGGUUUCUGCUAUAGCGGGCGCGAGUCGCGAGGGCAGACGCUCGCUCGUUCAGUCGGCCGGCGGCAGCGGCGGCGGCAGCAGCAGCAGCAGCAGCAGUGGUGUCUCGCCAGCGCCUGGGUCCACAGCUGGCGCGCUGGUCCGGCUCGCGCCUCAGUCUGGGCUCCGAGACAACCUGCGCCGACCGCGCCAUCUCAAGUUAUGCGCUUUUCACCAGUGUAGCUCCUCGUUCCGGAAACGAGUCCGAUUCAUUCAUCAGUGAUUUCUACAUCUGUACAGUGCUCCCCACGCACGUGGUGACUCACCGUUAACCAACCUGCUUCUCAUAUCACUUAUAAAGGUGCAGUAACGCCGUUGCGUGUGAUCCUGUUCUCAAAUAACCAGUGUGUGAAAGCUAGGAAGUGCAAUUUCUCAGAGCUGGUUCGGUCUCAUUCGCAUUCGAAUAAGUCUGGAGCCACAAUUUCUGUGCCUGUUCACAUCGACGACUUUGUGCUGAAAUUUUCCUUGCCGAAAAUUCGACGUCAAAUACACUGUCGUAUAUUGCAUCGAGUCUGUUUGCAGUGGCAUCUGACACAGGUGAUUUGUGCAGCCGCAAGGCAGAGAUCGGGUCUUACGUGUCACCCAUAUAUCUGACAUCGUUGUCCACUGCGUAGUAUUUCAGAAACUGAGGAAGCAGCAGGGUGUUGAAAAACACCUUCCAUCUUGAAGACUGUGACACCAAUUUAUUGAAGAAGGUGUUUCAUGGAUACUCUCGUGAUUGAGUAAGAAUUCUGCAUAACUGUCAAAUGGUUAUAGCGUAGUAAGAAGUAAAGUGCUGAUCUUAAAAACGAGUCAGUGCGAUUCAUAGCCACCUCCGCAGGAGGCUGCUUGGAAUGAACUGUUACUCUGGUCGAUACACUGCAAGUGUAGGCCCAAGGGAAAGGCUGUAGUGAAGUAAUCCUCAUCGAUUGCUGGCUGCACAAGAAAUCGGAGUCUCCUACAUCCAUUAGUUCAGAAACCAGACUUACACAGUGAUAAUAAGGCAACAGUCUGUAGAUACACUUGAAGCACAACAGCAGGAAAGCACUACGCUAGAAGAACACACUUUCACCACUACGCCUAUGCUUUGCAAGUGUAACAGUAGCAGCCACAUAUUUAGUUUCUAAAACAGUGGUCCACCAUUGUCUGCACGAAGAUAGACCAAUCUGGUGUGUCCUGCUGCAACUAAGACGUAUAUAGUCGCACUGUAGCAGCAGCCAGAAAUGGCCUAGCAAUAACGAAGAGCCUUGUGAUAGCACUUUAAUAGAAGCUUCUGACAGACUCCAUAUAUCACUGGACAUGAUUAUUCCAUACACAGUAACUAACCGAUGAAGAGAUACUAGAGUGCCAGAGAGAAGCUCUGUUAUACAUUAGGUAGUACUUUGAUACGUGCAGUGGGAGUGUAGCACAAGUAAGACUGUAGUGACAUCUGUUGCUGGGUACAGAAAAAACUGGAAUGUCUUGUAUCCAUUAAGUUCACACUGGAGGUAUAUCCAGCGAUAACAGAGAAGCAGUCAAUAGACAGUUGGACUACAAUACUAAAAAACGAUAUUUCCCUAUUAUGACUACACGUUGCUGGUGCAACACUGUGUAGCAAUGUUAGUAGUCCACGAUCUUUAGCUUCAAAAGGGCGUCCAUCAGUGCUUCUGCGACUGUUGUGAUCAUCAGUGUGUGCUAGUGCGAGUAGUGACAUAAUUUUUAUUUGUUGUUGGCUGCAGAACAAAUUGGAGGGCCCUGCCUCCAUUAAAUCCACGCACGAGGUAUAUCCAGUCGUAAUAGAGCAGCAGUCGGUAGACAGCUGGAGUACACCACUAAACAAACUCAUAUUUCCAUUCUACGCCCACAACAGUAGUCAUACGCUGUGUAACGACAUCAGUAGUUCGCUAUCUUUAGCUUAAAAAGUUUAGGUUUCUGUGACACUUGUGACCACCAGCGUGUGCUAGUGCGACGGAAGCUUAUGCAAUAACAGCGUAGCGCAGUCGAAAAUGGAUUAGCAAGAAGAAAUAAGCUCGCGACAGCCCAUUCACAGAAGCUUGUUACCAACUGAGUCGAGGCGUCUUCACGUGACAGUGAUUUUCAGUAUACAGCAAGGAGAGCGUGAAGUGGCGGUAGUGAGCCAGAGAGAGGGAGUAGAGCAGCAGCGUGUGCUCGAUAGUGGAGACGGACUGGGCUCCAAGAGCGUGAUAGCCCCGCAUAGGCGCCGACGAAGUCAGUACGCCACGGGCCGGAGUGCGUGGCGGCAAGGCCGUCCGUGUAAGGCAGGCGAGUAGGAGGCGCUCCCGGAAGGCGGCGGAGCGCGUAGUUGGGCGCCCUCGCCGCCGCGGCGCUCGCGUCGCCGGCCGGUGCAGACGGCGCGCGUCUAGCGGCCAGUCCGCGCCCGCCUCCCGCCGUCGCGAUGGUGCUGUUCGGCCACCACUCGGCGCCCGCCGUGGACGCCGACGACGCCGCGGCGCCGCGCCUGCUCCGCAUGACGCCGCUCCGCCACAGCAUCCGCGGGCCGCCCCCGACCGCCGCCUCCGUCGCCGCCGCCGCCGCCUCCGCGGCCUCCCGGCAGCAGCAGGACCGCCACGACGACUCCUUCAGCGACGCCGCCUCCACGCUGUCGGCGCCCGGAGACGCUCGCCCGCCCAAAGACUUGGCGCUGUGGAACAAGAGCAUCUCGCAGCGGUGGCGGCGGCUGCGCAGGCGCUGCUCGUCGUUCACGACGCCGACGUCGACGUCGCCAGGGUCCGGGCAGCAGGAGCGGCUGCUGGAGGCGCCGGCGACGCCCGUCCAGGUGAAGGCGGCGUCGGCGCCGCGGCACGCGCACAUGGCGUCGGCGCUGAGCCGGUCCGCAGAGCGGCUGGACGCGCGCCAGCGCGCCUCUGAGCCCGAGGGGGCGGGCACCCCCGGGGGCGGCGGCUCCACGCCCGGCCGCGGGGGCGGCUCCGUGCCGCUGCUCCGCCGCCUCCACGCCGGACUGCGCAAGCGCAGGGCGCUGUCCGUUCACGAGCCGGCCGUGACGGCGCCGCUGCCGCCGCCGCCGGCGACGUCUGUGUCGACGACGUUCUACGUGCCGUCGCCGCUGGUGGAGGAGCCGACGUCGCUGCCGCCCACGCUGGGCGGCUGCAGCCGGCGGUCGUCGGGGCGCGGCACCAGCACCAGCACGGGCACCGACAGCGACAGCACCGCCUCCUCCGGCGCCGCCGACCACGGCUACCACAGCAUCGAGCGGCCGCCGGCCCCGCAGCCGCCCCACGGCCGCCGCUGGUCGCUCGCCGCCGACGCCUACGACGCCGCCGCGCGCGCCGCCUCGGACGCCGACAGCGGCUUCGCAGAGCACCCGCCCCCGCCGCGCGCGUUCGCCAUCGGCGGCGUGGUGUCGCGCCAGGCCGCGGAGACGCCGCUGCCGCCGCCGGACUCGGGCCCGGCGUCGCUGCCGCCCGACGACGACCUCCAGCGGCGGCGCCGCGCACUAGUCGCCGAGCUGCAGCAGCAGAUCCGCAGGGGGGCGCCGCACCGCGACGGCAGGCACCUCGCAGCAUCAACAGGAGAGCGCAUAUCAGAAGUGGUGGAGGAGGAAGCGGAGGGUGAGGGUGCAGCAGACGGAGAGGAGGAGAGCCGUUUCUGCACGCUGCCACGCCACGGCCGUGGAGCUUCCUUCACCAUCCUGACUGUUGCCUUCACCAAGGGGCCGGGCCACAAAGGGCUCGGGUUCAGCAUCGUCGGUGGCCGCGAUUCCCCACGCGGUUCUAUGGGCAUCUAUGUCAAGACUGUGUUUCCGCAUGGACAAGCUGCAGACUGCGGGAGGCUCAAGGAAGGUGAUGAGAUUCUAGCUGUCAACGGCAAGCCGUUACAUGGUCUGAGCCAUCAGGAAGCCAUAGCUGUUUUCAAGGACUUUAAAAGUGGACAAAUGCUGAUUCAUAUUGGACGCAGAAUACCAAAACGUCGACGAGAAUCACUUCCGCGGCCUCUGGCGUAAAAGCAUUUGUAGUGUUGCUAUAAUGCCACACUCAAUGCUGUUUCCUGUGUCAGUUGACGCUGCAAAUUGUGAACUGAUAUGAGGUGCUAGUCCUGAUGCUGAAUGAAACAGACAGUUUUAUCUUUGACUGAAGAACUUACUCUCUUUGUUUUAUGCUCGAAAAAGUUCUAUUUAACUUGUGUAUUCUGAAGCAGAGAGAGAGAGAAAAGUGACUGUGUACAGGAAGACCUUUUUUGAUACAUAUUGAACAGAAAUUUUGUAGUAUAUGUGCUUCACCUGUACAGUGGAUAAUAUACAAAUUAGUAAGUUCCAUUUAAUAUAUAAUUUUUCUUAUAUUGUAAGUUAGUUGCUGUUUUCUGACUUUAUAAUAUUACAUUUACUUGUGGUAGCUUUAAAUGAGUACUUGUAUUUGCUCUGCCUGUGAUACUGAGAAUAUUAAGAUAUAACACAGUGCUCUUCCAAAGUGUGUGAUAUAUCAUUGAGUUAGAAGCUCUAUCUUGAAAGAAAUUGAACAUUUUUGGAACACAGAUUUUUAUUAUAACAAGAAGGGAUGCAAAGAUGCAUUCCAAGGUAUCAGAUCUUUCCAAACACCUUUAGACAAUUGCAAACAUUAUUCUGUAAUGAUUAAAAGAGUAUCUGUUCUGAUCACAUAGAUGUUAAGUUACCACAACUGGUUUUAGUUGUUUGUUUCCCCUUUAGCUGAUGCAAUAUGGACAUAUUUGUACAUAAGAUUACUUCAGAAUUUGCAACUGUUGUCAAAAUGUUCUUUAUUAUGUACCAGUAACAUACUGCUGUAUUUGUGACAGGUUAGAACUGUUAUAGAUACGUACAUGAAUCUUAAAAUACCUGUCUUUUUCAAACAGGUUUAUUCCACUAUCAGUAAGACAAUUUAUUGCAAUAUACUGUUGUUAAAUCCUGUUAGCAUUUACAUUGAAAAUUGUCAACACAGAUGUGUUGAGGUGCUGUUAUCUCAUGCAUGGUUAAUAGCUUUCAAAUAACAGUAUGUAUUACCAAAAUUUAACCUGACUGAGAAGUUCAGCAUUCAGUGGAGUGUUAAGACUCACGUUUAUUU
Messenger RNA from Schistocerca gregaria, 5136 nucleotides. Its product is annotated as pro-interleukin-16-like. The record is from RefSeq and is a predicted model, not a curated record. Gene Ontology annotation, molecular function: protein binding. Lineage: Eukaryota; Metazoa; Arthropoda; Insecta; Orthoptera; Acrididae. Bases 2499 to 4064 code for a protein of 521 amino acids. The transcript has 6 exons.